Molecule: messenger RNA, 1020 nt
Organism: Rhipicephalus microplus (southern cattle tick)
Lineage: Eukaryota; Metazoa; Arthropoda; Arachnida; Ixodida; Ixodidae
Biological process (GO): proteolysis
Molecular function (GO): metalloendopeptidase activity
Source: RefSeq, a predicted model, not a curated record
UUUCCACAAUUGUAUAGGCUAAUGUUUACAGAACAGCCGUGACUACCAUAACAUUCAGGUGUAUACAAUCUUCAAGAUGGUGCGCUACUAUCACAUAGGACUGCUUAUUCUAUACAUAUACUCCAGGAAUGAAGCUGUAGAUGCAAAACUACCAUUAUUUCCGUUUGCUGUUGAGGUUUACGUCAUCAGCGAUUACAGCCACACGGAAGGGCUUCGAAAAAUGUCGUUAAAGCCCUUUGAAUACAUGAAAACCUACAUGUACAAGGUGAGCCUACAGCUUCAGCAGUUAGAGCCACCAAUUCUAAUCGCUCUGGUAGGAUACAAUACCACAAGUCAGAAAUACGCUGACUAUGUAAGCUUCACGGAUGCUGGCGACCUGGACGCAGACGGCACAGUCAUAAAACUAAGGCAUUAUGCGGGGAACAGUACUUCAGCGCAACAGUCUGACUUGGUAAUUUUAUUCACGCAGUCACAAAUAGUUGACGUCUCGGCGAAUGUAGGAGCUCCAGAAAUGCUUGGAAUUGCACCCUUUGAGGGAAUAUGUAGUGAAUACAGUGUAGCAGUGGUAAAGGACGAGGCUGGCUGGUACACUGGUGUGCACUCCAUGGUCCACGAAAUGGGGCAUCUGUUCGGCUCCUAUCACGACGGCGACAACACCUCAGUGAGCUGCCCUGCGGAACUAGGCUAUAUUAUGAGUCCAACAUCUCACGGAAAGCACAAGGAUCACUUUUCCACCUGCAGUAAAGCAGCAAUUGCCAAAUACGUUCGCAGUGACGCUGGAGGCUGUUUGAGAUCCGCUGCAUCGCAGAGGCCUAUUGGCAUCAACCCAUGGAGGUAUAAACGUUCGCGACGGCGCAAGCGACCAGACCACGACGUCACAACGGCAUUCUAGAAAGAGGUGUAAGAACGCAUGGGACUGCUGCGGCAAUCGAGAGGCAGUUUGUUGUCAGUGUUCAAUAUCUUGAUUGUAUGUGUGUGUGUGCGUGUGUGGGUAAAUAAACUGCACAGUGACAUAUUUUA